AUGUUCAGCUGGAAGAAACAGAACCCGCCGUCAAAGCAACGGCAACAACAGGCUCAAGGCGGAGGAGACUACAGCGACCUCAUUACCCAGGGGAUGCGACUCGCCAACGAGGACAUUGACGAAUCAGGCGCCGACACUGGUGACUACAUGGGUGACGAAGGUGAUGAGGACCUCGGCGACAUGGACUUGGACGACCCUGAGCUAUUGGCAGAGUUGCAAGGACUUACAGGAGAGGCACCUGCACCACGCCCAAAACCAGCUGCGGGAUUGACCAAGCCUCCUCAAAAACCAGCACAAGCACCAGCGCCAGUAGCACCAGCGCCACGGUCAGUCCCUGCAACAAAACCUUCUCCAGUUCCAGCAAAGAGCCAACCCCUUGUUCAGCCACCCUCCCAAGUCACGCCGCCACCACCAGCCAGCAACCCUGCGGCAAACCCUGCACUGGCAGGACUUGGACUUGAUCUGGAUGGCGUCAUGGAAGACGAUGACGACGAAGAAGUCGAAUUGACAGAGGACGAUUGGAACGACCCCCACUUUAUGGCGCAACUGCAAUCUCUUGGCGGCCAUGCGGGCGGACACCAGGACAAAGAAACACUAGGAAAGAGCACUACUGCGCCUGUCAAAACUGAAGUACCAGCACCAAAAACAACUACCAUCCUAACAGAAUCUGGACCCCUCAGCGCCAGCAACAACAGCUUCAAUAUCACGCCAUCAUUACCCGACCGCAAACUAGCAUCGGCAAGCUCAUCCAUGAUUGCUAUUCCGCCUCAGGACAAAGCCUACAACGACGAAGACAUGGACGGUGACUCGCUUAUGACCGACCAUACAGACGACUCCAAGGUCCAACCAGAACAGCACAAGCCCUCUUCCCCAACAGAAGUCAAGCCGCCCAAGCGUGUGGAGACAAUACCAAAGACAAACCAUAAGGACCUCCUCAGGCUUCUGCAGACGCGUGAAACCCAAUACAAGCGCGCCGCGUUGGAUGCCAAGCAAGCAGGAAAUAUGGCCUUGGCAAAGGAUCGAAUGAAGGUCUACAAGUCACUACAGGGCUGGAUUCAACUUGUCGAGGCCGGUGGAUUCCUUGACCUGGAAAUAUACCCAAUCCCCGAAGAGCCUCCAGCAGCAGCCCCAACGGCAGCCGUCGGUGGAUCGGCCGCCCAGGUAUCUGCAGCUUCGACGCCUCAGACUGCAACCAAUGCUUCUACGCCAAAGCCCUAUUCCCCACCCAUCUCGACACCAGCAGCAGAACCAACAACUCAAGUUUCUAGCAGCAUCGCGGAAGCAUCAGGCGAGGACAUGCGAGCAGGACCUGGCCGUGCUCUAGCAGGAAUUCAGUUCUCACAGCUCAGGGCGGAUGAUGACUUUCAGAUUGUCUCCAACUCGGACGAUGAUACUUACGACAUGCUGGAGUCGCAAUUGGAGUCCCAGAUCAAGAUGUGUGACUCUACGCUCAAAUAUUACUUCCAGACGGGCGACAAGAACACGGCACUUGAGUUCCACAAGUUAAAUAAGAACUUUAAGGCCGAUUUGGUGUCGCUGCAGUCUCACCGGAGUCACGGAAAGAAGGCACCCGCAUUCCACUUCCAAGAUGUGCGUUAUGAGCAGGAGCACGGCUUUUAUCAGGAAAUUGGGCUGAACGACUUGUCACUUAGCAUUCUGAGAGCAUGGGACCUGUCGCACAAGGAUGUCCAACCUGCGGAUAUUGACGCAUAUGUUAUGUGGGACCUUGGAUGGCCUACUGAAUCGAUGGCGGGAGCAGGAUCUGGCAAGGGUACGACACCUAGUAUCAAGAAGACGGCCAAGCCUGACUACAACUACUCCAAAACUCUGGGCAUUGAGCGGACAAGGGCUUUCAACCGGUUUGUCGAGAGGAGAAAGGCCACGUUUGAGGUCUGGCACUAUCGUGGGCUGCUGUGGAAGGACUACUUGAUCGGACGUGGACAAAUUGCUCUGCAACCCCUGCUGGAACACUCCGAGAUCCACGAAAUCAUUCCACUCUUGGAUCCUACAAACCGAAGGAAUACUGGAGGAAAGAUUGAGGUCAAGAUUCGUCUGCAGCGCCCACUUUUGAAACCGGAGAUUGUUGUCAAGGAAGAGAAAUGGCUGGUGAUUGACGAGUUCAAUUCUGGAGGUCUCGGAUUCCCUUCGACUGUUGCGGUUACAUCCCCUUCUCGGUCAUCAGGAAGCCCCGCAAUUGGACGAACAGGAGCACCCGCAGGAAAAGCAACUAAGGCAGUACCCGCUGCCCCCGUUGCAGCAACACCUACUCCUGCUAAUGCGACACGUGCAGCUGGUAUCCCAAGUCCUGCUGCGCCGGCUGUCGCUGCAGCGUCGACAGCUUCGGUGAAACAGUCACCAAAGCCAUCAUCAGCUUCAACAGCAGCAGCAGGGCAGCGUUCUGCGCCAGCCAGUCGAGGCGCUGCCCCUGCCGCCGCUUCACCAAAACCAAACGCUGCACCUGCGGCAAAGAACUCACCUGCUGCAACGGAUGCGGAAGAAGAGAGCGAAUCGGAUAAGGCGCUCAACGAAUUGAACAGCAUUGAACUUUUGGUAUCAAAUAUGGUUUUGGAGAGCGAGAUCCAGAUUGCCCAGUCAAUGAUCCACGACGCCAGGGCCGUUGGCAAUGCAGAGGCAGCAGAGGAAUACCAGGAUAGGUUGAUGCAGCUGGAGAUCAAGAUGAAGCUGUUGGUACUACAGGUGCAGACGGGCCAGUUGACGAUGGAUGUGUACUGUCAGUCUGUGUAUGGCAGGAUUGGCAAGGACAAGAAGCUGGCGGUUGAACUUAAGCGACUGGGGAUGGUUCCUGAGGCCAAGCGGGCCUUGGCGCGGUCGAAGAUCAUGGCGCAGGAGAUGAAGGAAGUGGAGGAAGCCAUGGCGGCGCAGGGCGAGGAGGACGAGGAGCAGGAAUGA
This is a messenger RNA of Linnemannia hyalina, 2910 nucleotides long. The record is from the annotation of a GenBank genome assembly. Lineage: Eukaryota; Fungi; Mortierellomycota; Mortierellomycetes; Mortierellales; Mortierellaceae.